AUGAAGCUAUUUGGUUUUCCCUUGAAGGGUUCCAUAAGCACUAGUGAGGACAUACCAUGUGUCGUCGACGAUAGUGGUGGCAAGAAAUUCAAGUGCCGCUACUGUCGUCGCCAAUUUGCGAAUUCUCAAGCACUAGGAGGCCACCAAAAUGCGCAUAGGAAAGAACGUGCUAAGCUAGCCCAGUUCAAAUAUCUUCUCCGUCUUCAGCAACAUGAUCAGUACCAUCAUAGGUUCAAAGAAGCAUCAAAUGGUUCACCCAGCGUUAGUGUUGUUGGUAGUGCAAUUACUAGUGCUGCUGCUGGUGCAGCUUUGUUUGAAUUUCAUAGUGCAGCUGCAGGAUCAUCACAUCUUGGGACAGUGCCAGCGAGUGGCAAUGAUGUAGUGGAUCUCAACCUCAGACUAGCUUGCUCCUCAGAGAACUUCAAGAACUGA
This is a messenger RNA of Glycine soja, 432 nucleotides long. Its product is annotated as zinc finger protein 6-like. Gene Ontology annotation, molecular function: DNA-binding transcription factor activity; transcription cis-regulatory region binding. The transcript has a single exon. Gene Ontology annotation, biological process: gibberellic acid mediated signaling pathway; cytokinin-activated signaling pathway; trichome morphogenesis. Gene Ontology annotation, cellular component: nucleus. Lineage: Eukaryota; Viridiplantae; Streptophyta; Magnoliopsida; Fabales; Fabaceae. The record is from RefSeq and is a predicted model, not a curated record. The coding region runs from base 1 to 432 and encodes 143 amino acids.